Papaver somniferum (opium poppy) is the source of this 594-nucleotide messenger RNA. Its product is annotated as papain-like. The record is from RefSeq and is a predicted model, not a curated record. Gene Ontology annotation, molecular function: cysteine-type endopeptidase activity. Gene Ontology annotation, cellular component: lysosome. Bases 1 to 594 code for a protein of 197 amino acids. The transcript has a single exon. Lineage: Eukaryota; Viridiplantae; Streptophyta; Magnoliopsida; Ranunculales; Papaveraceae.
AUGACACCGACAUUGAACAUUCAUAAUGCAACAUUGCAAGAUUAUACCGAGUUAGCAGGAGAAAGGAAUCAAGAAAGAAAAGAAAUGAGUGGACUCAAAAUCCAACUAGUUCUCCUUUACUCUACCUUCGGUUUGCUAUUAUUUUCUACCCAUUGUCUAAGUCUGGAGAGUGAGUCGGCAUUCUCAAUAGUGAGUCACGAGUUGGACCAUGGGUUCGCAACAACAGAAGAAAGGGUAGUGGAAAUUUUUGAGAAAUGGAGGGAGAAACAUGGGAAAGUAUACAAACAUGAAGAGGAAAAAGAAAUGAGAUUGAAGAGUUUUAAGAAAAAUCUCAAUUACAUAACGAAGAGGAAUCGGAAGAAUAAGCAGAGUGAUAUAGGCCAACAUGAAGUGGGAUUAAAUGUGUUUGCGGAUAUGAGUAAUGAAGAGUUUAGACAAACUUAUUUGCCUUCUUCAAAGCUAAUAUCAAAGAAAAAAGAAAAUAAUCCACAUAGUCGCAUGACGGAUUGCGAUGCUCCGACUUCUAUGGAUUGGAGGAAGAAAGGAGUUGUUACUCCCGUUAAAAAUCAACGCCAAUGCGGUAAAUACUACUGA